AGUCUUUGCUCUUUGGGCACAAUUCAAAAAAUAGCCGUUUGCGCAUAGGCGACUUGUCGAAUUUUAAUUUUAAAUUCUAAAACUUCUAUGAAAAAAGUAUUGUGUAACUACAAGUUGUGUUUUUAUAUCUUUAUUAGAUAAUAGUAAUACUUAAUGUAAUAAUCAUCAUUAUCUUCUUCUUAGACAGAAUAUUCUUGAUGUGUAAAGUAGUCAAAUUAUAAUCACAGAAAUGGUGGAUCCCUUGGCUGUAAUAUAUAAUGAGGGAUACUGGCGAGUAUGUAACGUAUCGCCUAUGUAUCGAUGCCACUUCAGUGAAAUUAAUAUAAAAAGAUACUCUUCGAAAAUUCGUCAAGAUUUAGCAAGCGAUGCGGGUAUUAGUUCUGGCUCAUUAUUGCAAGUCUCCAUUGAAAACCUACCCUUGUUAAAAUACUCGCAUGAAGAUCCCAACGGCCUACAGAUAACAGUAACUACAUGUCAUAAAAAUCGUUUUCAAACAACCAACAAAGAGGUGUAUGUGGCGAUUCUUCUUGGAUGGGGACAUGGGCUUCCCUUGUCCAACCAGUUCAUCACCUUUUUACCUUACAUGCUGGAACGUGGGGAGAAAAGAGUGGGUGAAACAGUGAAGAACAGUUUACAAUUAAUGUUUGAUUGUAAUAUUACACCCUUUUGUUUCACUCAGGUUGAUCUCCUGAGGUUUUUAUUUGAAAUACUCGAAAAUGACACAUCCAAGAGUACAGAUUCAUUGUCACUAGGAUAUAAGUUAUCACCGCAAGUCAACUUUAGUGACAAAGGCACACUUACUUUUGAUAUUGGUGACAUACGAACAAUAUGGAAUAGGGUCAAAGAAUAUUACGACAAACAUGAGCAACUUUUCUAUGCAUAUAACCAUAUUAAGACACAAAUAAACCAUGCUUUCCAACUAGAUGUCACAGUGUUGCCAUUGCGUGAAAUUGCAUUGCCAAAAGCAGAGGUAAAAAGCACUGGUGUGGUGAAAAUGAAAACUCCGGAAAUUAUUAAUGCAGUGUUCACAGUCUUGAAUAAAAUCUACGUCGUGGACUGGUUGCAACAUGAAUUGUUACUAAAUAACUUGUAACAUUAUUGGGUUUCUAGUUUUUUAACACCAGUUUGUUAUUUAAAAUGUGUUUGCUAUUUUUUUGACGACCUCCGUGGCGCAAAAAUGUGCGCGGUGAAGUUACAAGACGGAGGUCCUGGGUUUGAUCCCCGGCUGGGUCGAUUGAGAUUUUCUUAAUUGGUCCAGGUCUGGCUGGUGGGAGGCUUCGGCCGUGUUACCACCCUACCGAUAAAGACGUACCGCCAAGCGAUUUAGCGUUCCGGUACGAUGUCGCGUAGAAACCGAAAGGGGUGUGAAUUUUCAUCCUCGUCCUAACAAGUUAGCCCGCUU
Bicyclus anynana (squinting bush brown) is the source of this 1402-nucleotide messenger RNA. RefSeq lists its product as uncharacterized. Lineage: Eukaryota; Metazoa; Arthropoda; Insecta; Lepidoptera; Nymphalidae. The record is from RefSeq and is a predicted model, not a curated record. The transcript is spliced from 5 exons. Bases 230 to 1093 code for a protein of 287 amino acids.